AUGUUGAAAUUCGCAUGCCUCAUCGCUUGUGUAGCGGUCACCGCUUCGGCCUAUCGCGUUCACGUUCCGCAGUUUGAAGAACACCACCCGGAGAAACAUCACAAAGUCGAACAGCACGAGGAAGAAGUGCACGAGGUUCCGCAUGAUUACUAUGCAAAGGCUAAGUACAAGUUCGAUUAUGGCGUUGAGGACCCACAUACCGGUGAUCACAAAACGCACUGGGAGGAACGGGAUGGUGAUGUCGUGAAAGGAGCUUACACUCUGUUCGAUUCCGACGGCAGCACCCGAAUUGUGGAGUACACGGCCGAUCCUAAGCACGGAUUCAACGCAGUCAUCAAGAAGGUCCAGCAUGAACCAUUGGUAAAACACGAAGCACCAGCGGUAAAACAGGAAGCACCAGCUAAGCACGAUCACCAGCAGCAGCAGGAAAUGAAACAUAUGUAUCACGGCCAUGAACAUAAGCAUCACGAGCAGGAAUCGAAACACUACUACCACGGGCACGAACAUGAACACAAUCACCAGGAAUAA
Molecule: messenger RNA, 528 nt
Organism: Toxorhynchites rutilus septentrionalis
Lineage: Eukaryota; Metazoa; Arthropoda; Insecta; Diptera; Culicidae
Product: histidine-rich glycoprotein-like
Exons: 2
Coding region: 1-528 (175 amino acids)
Cellular component (GO): extracellular matrix
Source: RefSeq, a predicted model, not a curated record